Pelodiscus sinensis (Chinese soft-shelled turtle) is the source of this 3122-nucleotide messenger RNA. It is a transcript of the gene TMEM132B, whose product is annotated as transmembrane protein 132B. The record is from RefSeq and is a predicted model, not a curated record. Lineage: Eukaryota; Metazoa; Chordata; Testudines; Trionychidae.
GAAAUGAGUUCAGGAGGCAGCCUCUUCUUUUAUUUCUGAUCCAAGAUGCCUUCAGAGUGGAAAGCCUGGUUUUCCAUCCUAUUUUCUCACCACUCUGAGGAUUAAUGGAGGUGCUACAAAAAUCAUGAGUGCAAACAUCUCCUUCUAUGAGAUCCUGCAGAUGGACUUUGAAAUUGACAAUAGUAGUAGCCUGGCAGGAGCUCAGCAAAUUACCUGGCAGGUGGAAUACCCCAGAGAAGAUUCAGUGAGUGAACUGGUGGUCUCAGAGAUCUUUGUCAGCCAAACAACAUUUGCAGGAAUUGUUCCUCUUGCAAUGGAUACAGAAGUCCUUAACACAGCCAUCCUGACAGGGAAGACGGUAUCUGUUCCAGUGAAAGUGGUUGCUGUACAGGAGGAUGGUUCUGUGAUUGAUGUUUCAGAGUCCAUUGAAUGUAAAUCAGCUGAUGAAGAUGUCAUAAAGGUUUCCGAUAGCUGCGACUCCAUCUUUGUUAAUGGCAAGGAAAUGAAAAGCAAAGUGGACACCAUUGUGAACUUUACUUACCAGCAUUUUACCACUCAGCUAGAAGUGACAGUCUGGGCUCCACGCCUUCCUCUGCAGAUAGAGAUCUCGGAUACAGAACUUAGCCAGAUCAAGGGCUGGAGGAUACCUGUCACCUCCAAUAAGAGGCCUACCCGAGACAGUGAUGAUGAAGAGGAUGAAGAGAGGAAAGGAAGAGGCUGCAGUCUUCAGUACCAGCAUGCCAUGGUUCGAGUUCUCACACAGUUUGUAGCAGAGUCUUCUGAUUUUGGAGGCCAGCUGACCUACAUGUUGGGAUCUGAGUGGCAGUUUGAUAUUACGGAUCUCGUGUCCGAUUUCAUGAAGGUGGAAGAACCUAAGAUUGCUAAAUUACAGGAUGGACGGGUACUAGUUGGCCGUGAACAUGGGAUAACUACAGUUCAGGUGCUGUCACCUCUCUCUGACUCCAUCUUGGCAGAGAAGACAGUAACAGUGCUGGAUGACCGCGUCACAAUCACAGACUUAGGGGUACAACUUGUUACGGGCUUGUCCCUGUCUUUACAAAUAAGCAAAGGAAAUAAGAGAACUAUUGUCUCCACAGCAUCUGCUUGUGAUAUUCUUCAUACUCCAAAACAGGAAGCCGUAGUCAGCACUUGGAUUUUGUUCAGUGAUGGCACUGUGACACCUUUAGAUAUUUAUGACUCCAAGGAUUUUUCUGUUACGGUAACUUCCCUGGAUGAGAUGGUGAUAUCUGCCCAGCAAAACUUUCAAUCCAAGUUGCCUCUGGUAGUUGCAGAGGGUGAUGGGCAAGGACCCUUGAUUAAAAUUGAAAUGGUGAUCAGUGAACCUUGCCAGAAGACAAAGCGAAAGAGCAUUCUGGCUGUUGGGAAAGGAAAUGUCAAAGUGAAAUUUGGUCAGAGAGGUUCUGACCACAAAGGAAGCACCAAUGACGUUGAUGAUGUAGAUAGAGAGUUUAACCACCAUGUGAACAAUGCUAUAGAGAAGACGGCAGAAGAAGAGAGGACAUUGCAAGAAUGGGCCAAACAAGGGACCUUUAUUAAUCAUGAAGACAAUGCCAACAAAAGCACAACUUCCAGAUCUCCUAUUGAUCAGGAAAAGGCUCACGAGAAUAGCCUCCAAAGUAAACCAACUGCAUUCACAAGUUUUCCUGCCCAAGUAGAGUUACCAGGGCAGAAUAACCCCAAUGAUCUUGCGUUGACUUCUAGAGGGUUAACUGAUUUGGAGAUUGGCAUGUAUGCGCUGCUGUGUGUUUUCUGCCUAGCAAUUUUGGUCUUCUUAAUUAACUGCGUGGCAUUUGCUUGGAAGUACAGACACAAAAGGUUUGCUGUGAGCGAACAAGGCAACAUCCCACAUUCUCAUGACUGGGUCUGGCUUGGAAACGAGAUAGAACUCUUAGAUAACCCAGUUGACAUUUCGCUCCCAUCUGAGGACUGCACUACCAUGAGUGACAGAGGGAUGCAGUUUGAAGAAAGCAACUUUCUCCUUAAUGGGAGCUCUCAGAAGACUCUUCAUAAUCAGAUCCUCAGAUCUUGUGAGUAUGCUUGUGAGAAGGAAGUUAAAAGUGAACCUAUAAAUCCAUCUGGGCCAAAACGGAAGAGAGUCAAGUUCACUUCAUAUACCACGAUACUGCCAGAGGAUGGAGGUCCUUACACCAACUCAAUUCUGUUUGACAAUGAUGAUAACAUUAAAUGGGUCUGUCAAGAUAUGAAUCUUGGUGAUUCCAAGGAACUUAGAGAUUAUAUGGAAAGACUGCAAGACAAUAUGUAAAAUACUUUCUAACGUUUGUAUUCACCUUUAUGCCUUCUGUUUCAUGGAUAGUGGAUCAGUCAGUCCAGUCAGCAAUAGGAGGUUACCACGGAGUCUAACAUUAGGAGCUCCCAAGAUGAUAACUGCAUGUCGUCGAGUUGGUACAAGAGGCUGGCUGAGUUAAUCCUGUUUCACUAUAAACCAGGACGUGCCCCUGAAACAACUCCAUGUAGAUGUUGAAGGUGUCGCACAUGAUGGCUGUUUUCGCAUACUGCCUGGUACUAGCUAAAUGCUAAUACAAUUAUGCUCAGACUCAGAGAAGACUACGUUUGUUUGUCAACUCAUGAUAAACAGUGAAUCAGAAAAAAUGGGAUUUGGGGGUUGAUUUUUCUAAUCAUCAUCCUUUGUAAAGCACAGUGGAUAUUUCUUGCAUAUAGCCUGAGAGUAGGCUUACUAUAAAAGAGAUCUGAAUCAAUCUGUCCAAUUUUAUUGGCCUAUGAGCAAUGCAGCCAAGUAGUCUCAUUAUUUUUUACAGAGGCAUACACCUACAUGUGGUUAAUUUCUUAUCUGUAUUGUUUAUGAAGAUUAUCUGAUUUAGGGGACAUUAAUAUUUUCUUUGGAGACUUUUUUUGGUUGUACCAAAGUGUACCGCAGUAUAUUUACAGGUAAUUCAGGUUUUCUAUUCAUGUGCAUUAGCUCUCUAGAAUACCUCUUCGUCGCUGACUAUCUUUCUCCUUCCCAUGCAAAUCUUUAAUAUUUUAAAUGUAGAAACGUAUUAGUAAUCUUACACUGGAAAGGGGUUGUAUCUUCUUACAGGGAACUGUAUAUACAACAAUAAACCCUGGAAAAUAAAAAUCAA